UUACAUGAAUACAGGUAGGCAAAAAAAAACAACACGGUUCACGUUUAUAAUAGUAUGAGAGCUUUGUCUGGCUACAUUCUGGGUACAGAUAUGGGUUUCAGUUCUAUUUCUUCAGCUUUUUCUUUUUGGGCAGUUAUAUUUUCUGUGCUGGUGGCUGCUAACACAUCUAGUGAAAACGCAAAAACGGUGGAGUUUAACGUUAAACCCGGAGGUGUGGUGCAUUCAUUUUCGGAGAAAAUUAAAGAGUAUGAAUGCACCUUCACCUAUGCGUCUCAAGGAGGAACCAAUGAGCAAUGGCAGAUGAGUGUGGGUUUGAGUGACGACGACAGGCUCUUCUCUUGCUCAGUAUGGAGGCCCCAGGGGAAAUCCUACCUGUUUUUCACGCAGUUCAAAGCCGAGAUUAAAGGAGCGAAGAUUGAAUACGCCAGUGCAUACUCCCAGGCAGCUGUCGGAGGUUUAAAGGAUGUGGCUCUGAAAGCAGAAGAGUAUGUCAUUGGUGACUCCACAGUGACUCACAAAGAUGGAAAAUUCCGGGCUGAACUCUCCAAACUGACCAUCAUCGGUAGGACACGUCAUGACGAACUCUGAUUGGGUGAACUCUGAGAUGCUUAUCCUAAAAAAAAAAAUGCAAGGGGAAUAAAUAGAUGGAUGUGGCUCCAGUCCCAGAGGCUUUGUUACUGAACUUUGUUCUCUGACAUCAUUGCGCAACGGAGAUUUCGCCAGAAGAAGAGAUGUUUUUUUUUUUUUUUCUUCCUCCCGUUGUUGGAUUCUUCCACUUUUCAAAAACAAGCUUUAGCAUCAUCCACCUGUGCCUGAAAGGGAUAAAAAGAAUCAAGAGGAUCUACUUUUCUACCACACUUUGACACAUUAUUUAGAUUUUCGAUUAUCAUGAUCCGGGGUGUAACAGUGGAAACAGGUUUUAAUAAAUAAGUUAAUUGUG
Molecule: messenger RNA, 940 nt
Organism: Silurus meridionalis
Lineage: Eukaryota; Metazoa; Chordata; Actinopteri; Siluriformes; Siluridae
Gene: mydgf
Product: myeloid-derived growth factor
Exons: 6
Coding region: 55-588 (177 amino acids)
Biological process (GO): positive regulation of angiogenesis; positive regulation of endothelial cell proliferation
Source: RefSeq, a predicted model, not a curated record